Messenger RNA from Ilyonectria robusta, 5535 nucleotides. Its product is annotated as ankyrin repeat-containing domain protein. Lineage: Eukaryota; Fungi; Ascomycota; Sordariomycetes; Hypocreales; Nectriaceae. Gene Ontology annotation, molecular function: protein binding. The transcript is spliced from 3 exons. The record is from RefSeq and is a predicted model, not a curated record. The coding region runs from base 1 to 5535 and encodes 1844 amino acids.
AUGGAUCCUCUCUCUCUUGCUGCUAGUGUUGCAGGAUUAGUCUCCCUCGCCGACCUUGUGUUUCGAACAGCCACAAAGUACUGGAAGGAGGUCAAAGACUCGCGCAAAGACGUCGACGAGUUGCUGAGCGAGGUGAAAGGUGUAUCCAUCCUUUUGCACGACUUGAGCCUCGUUGCAUUCAGCCUUGAAAUUGACCCUUCUCAGGAUGGAGGUCGCUCUGAGCGCUCAUCUCACCUGAAGUUGCAUCAUUUGCAUGAAUGCCAGAAAUUGCUGCGGCAGCUUGAACAGAGUCUCAACGAUGCGAAGAAAAAAUUCAACUCGCCAUCCAGCCUUAACCGGCUUCAAAGUCGCUUAAAGUGGCCAUUUUCUUCAGGCGAGAUGAGCCAGAUUGUCCAGUCGAUCCAACGCCAUAAGCAGGCGAUCAACGUCGCUCUGACAGCAGACUCCGUCACUCAGCUCAAAGUCAGCCUAUCUAUCCAAGAGGAUACCAGUACUCGAGUCAAGGAUUUACAAACAACCACAAAAAGAAUCCUGGAGAUCCAGACACGAAUAGUAUUGGAUGACAAGAAACGCCGCGUUUUGGAUUUCUUUACCAAAUGCAAUCCCCAAUCAGAGUUUGAGAUGAGCAAGAAGCUGCGUCAUCCUCUGACAGGCCUUUGGCUCACUGAGGGUGCUGAUUUUCAGGAAUGGUUUUCUACCCAGAAAUCCAGGAUUUGGUUGACUGGUAUUCCUGGAGGUGGAAAGUCAGUGCUUGCAGGUGCAAUCAUUACCGAAUGCCUGACUCGAACCCAGGCAACUCCAGGUGUCGCUGUGGCAUACUUCUUUUGCACUUACAGAGACAAAAACACACACAAGCCUUCCAACAUCCUGUCAUCUAUAGCUGUGCAACUGGCUCGCCAAGAUGAAACCGCGUAUCAAGUUCUGGAACAGGCCUACGACGACCUAGAGUCGAGCCAUUUCCUCUCUAGAGAACCGACAGAGGAUAUGUUAGUGGAGACAUUGGACAAAAUGUGCGCAUUGUUUAACCAAGUUUACUUGGUUGUUGAUGGACUCGAUGAGUGUGGAGUUCAAGUCGAAAAUACAAUCCGGAAGUUGUUGUCUCUUGUCAACCAAAAUGACAGUCAGAUAAUCAACACAGCAUUCCUGAGCCGAGACGAGCUUCCAAUCCGAGAGAAGCUGGAAUUUACAUUUGAUUAUGUUGAAAUUGAGGCUCAUACCGAGGAUCUUCAGCUAUAUGUCGCCGCCGAACUUGAAGAACGGAUCAGCUCAAAGAGACUGAGACUCCGCGACAUAACGCUCAAAGAUCGAAUAAUGGCACAGCUCGUUAGUGGAGCCAAGGGAAUGUUCCGAUGGGUUGCGUGUCAGCUAGACCAUAUUUGUGAACUCCCAACCGACAAAGCACGACGUAAUGCACUAGACAGACUACCACCAACGCUUCCCGCCACAUACGAGCGUAUUCUCUUGAGGGUGGAGGCAUGUGCCGAGGAAGUAAGAGUGCUGGUGCAGAGGUGUCUCCUGCUCCUAGCUUCUUCACAGAACCUGAGCACCCGAGCGAUAUGCGAAGCAGUGUCUAUUUCACAUGAUUGUGACACUCUCGACGACGAUGACAUCAUAGACGAAAAUGAGAUCUUGCGAUGGUGCGGCAGUCUUGUGCGAAAGUCUAGCGGUGGCCACAGGAUCGAAUUCGCGCAUUUCACUGUGAAGGAGUUCCUUCAAGACAGUUGUUCCAAAGACCUCACACUGAGUUUCUAUGCUGUCUCCGACGAGAAGAUUUACAAACUCCUCAGCUCUAUUUGUUUACGUUACAUGACUCUUGAGGAUUAUGACCACCUACCUGAGGCAACUGAGAACGAAAUCCGAAACAUCCUGGCAAGGGAGAAAUCGCGCCCAUUCUACAGGCAUGCCGCAAAGUUCUGGCCACGUUAUGUUCGCCGACAAUCCACCGAAUGUGAGGGGGCUACGCUUCAAUACCUCUUCGACUUAUUCCAGACACAUAAGACAAAGAAGUUUUGUUUGUGGGCGAUAGAGUUCAUACGCCACACUACCUUUUGGCGCAGUCGAGAUUUUGGACGUAAUCCCAAAAUAGCGAUUUGGGUUAUUUCUUCUGUUCUAAGGCCAGACUUUACUCCUCUUCAUAUGGCAGCCGCUUUGGGACUUCCCGAUCUCUGCACUCACUUAUUGGAACGAGGCGCCAAGAUGAAUUUGAGAGGUGAAUUUGGCACCCCACUGCACUGCGCCAUUAGCUAUGCUUUCAUGUUCUCUAAUGAGAAGACGUAUGAUAAGAAGUAUGGUGAUUGCGAUAUAUUGGGGAUCGCAUUUCUAUACCAUGGGGAUCCAAACCCAUCGCGACGACGAACAGUCCAGGUACUCUUGAGUGCUGGGGCAAAUGUCAACUUGCAACUACCGGCGCGUUUCCAGAGCUUAACCACUCUGUCCCUAUCGGUCCUCUCGUCUACGUAUGGAGAGGACCCUGAGGUUGUUGCUGAUCUCAUCAGUGCCGAAAUUGGCGUUGAGGAAGAAGACUUAGAGCAUUUUUCCCUAUACUACACUUAUUCGAAAAAUAGACUCAUGGGGGAUGGCAAGCCCAAGUUCAAUGAUGGUCAAGCAAUCGCACACCUUCUCCAGGGUCUUGGAAACCACCAGGGAAUGAAUACUUCUCGGUCACGAUUAUACGAUAUGACUCUGGAUUUCAGCAAGUCCAUGGGACUAGACCCAAGAUGCUUGGAUGUUCCCAGUAAUGAUGCCACAGAUAACGAAGUUCGCGCAUUCCUGGAUACGGUAAUCAGAAGUAACGAUGUGCUGAAACUAGAACAAUUCGUCCAAGAUGGUAGAUCAGAGCUAUUGAAACGACUCAAGCUCGAUUCCAUAUGGGCACCAAUUCACUUAGCCAUCUUUCGCGGAUCUCUGGAUGUCCUAACCACCUUGAUGGAAGUAGGAUGCGAUCCGAACGAUGUCGGUUAUGGAGGUCAAACACCCGUACAGCUUUGCUGCAGCAAUAAGGAUGAGGACGUCCUGCGAGUUCUCUUGAAACAUGGCGGCUCCACUGUAUUGCCAGACAAGAAUAAUGAAACAAUAUGGCAUACAGCAUCGGCAAAUAACUCAUGCCGGAUAAUCAAAGUUCUUGUUGAACAGGACGAAAGAGAUCAAGGGUUACAAAUGGAGUCAGACGAACAUGGAACCCCAAUCUGCACUGCAAUUGCUCACGAACAAGAAGAGGCUGCUCUUCUUCUUCUGCCACAUUGUAACACGAAGGAAUUUUGGAAAAGCAAAAAGCCAAUAUAUCGGCAAGCAGCAGAGCUAGGCUCUACAACUGUCCUGAAGAAACUACUGGACAUCGGUAUCGAUUUGGACAGAUUUGAUGACAAGAUGGGAAAUCCUUUGCAUUUUCUUGCAGCUGAGUCAAGUUCUGAAUUUGUCAGGCUUCUCAAAGAAGUCUUCUCCAUCGACCAGCGACGUCGAGAUGAUUCGAGAACCCCAUUCGAGUUGACCACACUUCGGGCAAUUGAGACAGAAGCUGUGCCAUCCCCUGAUGCACUGACCGCGCUGUUACCCGAAACCCUUACGCCGGCAUACGCAAGCACAAUCUGGAAAUUUUUAUGUUGCGAUGCCAUUUCAAGCACUCUAGAUGCCAAUACCGUACCAACCUGGCUCAGUCACCUGUUUUCAGCUCUCAUCGAACAGGGUAUUAUUAACUCAUGGGAGGAGGGCACAAAUACGACAGCAAUGGCUCCAUUCGCUUCCAAUCUCGUUGACCAUGGUUUUAAAAGGGGUUCGUUGGUUGAAGCAUUGCGGCAACAAAAUGGGUUCGCACGAGAAGAUGGGUCCACACAAAAAGACGCGAUCGCCUUGGACCGCCUUGACUCCUGGGAAUUGAUCUCUGGGAUUUUGAUGCAAAUUGCAAAGAAGUCAAAACUUAAUGAAGAAGCAUUGAGUGAGCCCAACAUGAAUCAACUGCUAAGUCUAUCUAUCAUUCAUGAUGAUGGUGAAAUGAUAGAAUUCUUGGUGAGAAAUGGUGUCGACAUUCACUCAAAGGUUGACCAUGUAUCACCUUUUGAACUUGCCUGCUUUGCUUGCAUAGAGCUGAGUGAUGAGAAUUUCGACUUUCUCGUAACAAACUCCACAGCGGAUCACAUUUCUCGGGGCAAUGAAGCUCUCGGUGGCCAUGGCCCUCUUCACUUCACUGCAGGCAGUCUGCGUGUCAAAGGCUCCGUAUCGAAAUUGAACCGAUUGCUCCAAUUCAAUGCCGAUUGCAAUCUACCGAUAGAUGAUACUUGGGGUAGUCCACUCGUGUAUCAUAUUGCCUGUCAGUCCGUCGAUACGGCGAGGAUGCUUCUCGACGCUGGCGCUGACCCAUGGCUUGCAACGUCGUUUGGAGCCAACGCACCGCUGAUGGCAAUUUCCAGGAACUGCCCUGGUCUCUUGGAGAUCAUUGUAAAACUUCCCCAAGAAGAGGUCUCUUCUCGGCACUGGAUACAUCAAUGGAGUCAAUGUUCUAAUCGAGAACCUGCCCUUCACGCUGCAGCUUCCGCAGGGUCGGUUGAAAUGACCAAAUCACUCCUACGUGCGGGCGCUUCUUCCAACAUUGUGGAUAUGUUCGGCUACACCCCUCUCAUGUUUGCUUGUGUUGGAAGACGCUGGGAAGUUGCUCAAGUGCUCAUUAACAAUGGUGCAUCAGUCACGACCCGCGAUGUAAUUGGACAAGAUAGCUUGUCUCAAAUUACCAUUUACAAAGGAAAUCUUGCCAGCUUGCAAGUCUUCGAUCUACUUCUUGAUGCGGGGGUGGAUAUACACCGGGUAGACACAUCCGGGUUGUCUACUACGAACUACUUACUCUCAAAUGAGUCUCAACUUUACCUUCGGUCAUUGCUCAACCGAGAUGUCAACUUAUUACAGCCCAUGCGGGUUCAAUGGCCCGACUCCUGUUGGAUCGUUGCAUCCCAAUCGCCACCUGCCCGCCUCAUCGCAAUAACAAAGAGUUUGAGACUUCUUAGUCGCUACCUCAGCACGGAAGAGUUAAUGCAUCUUGGCGAUCUCCGAACGCCAUGGAAACACAACUUACUAUGCCAGGCUGCCUGCCGAGGGUUGGUCGAAGCGAUCCAGAACUUCCUUGCGAUUGGAGCCGAUAUUGAACAACGAUGUCAUGAUCACGGCACUGCACUGGACGCUGCCAUGUUGAAUGGACGGCUUGAAGCGAUCAAAGUCCUCGUCCGUGCUGGCGCCAGGAUUCCCUCCACGGUUGGUGGACUACUUGACAGACUAUCCAAGCAGAAACGCCAGGUCCCUAAAACGUGCGAGUCGAUUCUGUAUUGGCUCUCUGUGGUGCGCUACCUGGAACAGCCAAAGCUCGCGUAUGAGGCUUUUGAUCGAGGGACGGCAGAUAUCAAGAAUUGGACAGGGGUACGUACUGGGGAAGUGGUUCUAAAGUGGCAAUGGCAGAAAGGUCGACAGGAGUGUUUGCUGGAGUAUGCGAAGAGACGACGGGAAAUAGCAUGUGGACUAAGGGGGAAAGUCGUUGAAGUAAUCGGGUUGCGGUAG